AUGGUUUCUGAGAGGGCCUACCUUCACUCUCCCUCUCCCCCCAGACAGGUUACGCGCAGUGAAGGGACCCAAUAUCCCCCAUUCGGUCAGUUAAGUCGGGACGGCAUCAUCAUCAUCAUCAUCAUCAUCAUCAUCGAUCAAAUCGAUUAUCGUCAACUAAAGGGGGGGGGGAUGAAUCCAACUUCACUGACCUCUACGCCGUUUUCAGUCGAGGACAUUUUGAAGCGGGGUCACCAUGAUGUCUUCGACAGGGGGCCACUGGCGUCCGACCAGCGCGCGCAGAGAGCGCACCGGGACCUCAGUCGUGACUCGCAGCAAAACCCGCGCGCGUCGGGGACACGCGAGAGGCACGACGUCAGCGCCGGCAUUCACAGUGGUCGUUUGGCGGCGGAAAGUGACAUGGGCGCACAUGAGACGCGCGCGCUCGUCAGCUCGUCAAACUCCGAGCGAGCGCCGAGCGACGCGGCGGCGGCGGCGGCGGCGGGACGGAAGCCGAGCGUGCGCAGAAGGCCCCGGGUGCUGUUCUCCAAGAGCCAGGUGUUGGAGCUGGAGAGACGCUUCAGGCAGCAGCGCUACCUGUCCGCCCCGGAGAGAGACCACCUCGCCGGCGCGCUCAAGCUCAGCUCCACUCAGGUCAAAAUCUGGUUUCAGAACAGGAGGUACAAAUGCAAACGUCUACGGCAAGACAAGUCUCUGGAGCUGGCGAGCUGUCCGCCGCCGCCGCCGCCGAGAAGGGUUCCGGUUCCUGUGCUGGUUCGGGACGGCAGGCUGUGCGGCGGAGGCGCUCACCCGGCGCCUCACGACGGGACUGGACCGUUUAGUCCCGUAUAUGCAAGCGGAGACAGCGGUUUAUACGGGUACGGGUACGACAACGUGCCGGUGCCAAACACGGCGAGCAGGCCGACCACUUCUUUCACAGCUGCCCCCCAGAUGCCCCACAGCCGGCUGGUCGACACAGCAGAUCCCGGCAGCGGGGCCUUCGGCCACGGACCCUUUCAAGCCCUGUUACCGGCUCUUAGACACUGGUAA
This is a messenger RNA of Lampris incognitus (smalleye Pacific opah), 1029 nucleotides long. RefSeq names its product NK2 transcription factor related 7 (gene nkx2.7). Lineage: Eukaryota; Metazoa; Chordata; Actinopteri; Lampriformes; Lampridae. Gene Ontology annotation, molecular function: DNA-binding transcription factor activity, RNA polymerase II-specific; RNA polymerase II cis-regulatory region sequence-specific DNA binding. The coding region runs from base 1 to 1029 and encodes 342 amino acids. Gene Ontology annotation, cellular component: nucleus. Gene Ontology annotation, biological process: regulation of transcription by RNA polymerase II; cell differentiation. The record is from RefSeq and is a predicted model, not a curated record. The transcript is spliced from 2 exons.